Molecule: messenger RNA, 2487 nt
Organism: Betta splendens (Siamese fighting fish)
Lineage: Eukaryota; Metazoa; Chordata; Actinopteri; Anabantiformes; Osphronemidae
Gene: muc15
Product: mucin 15, cell surface associated
Exons: 4
Coding region: 343-1320 (325 amino acids)
Source: RefSeq, a predicted model, not a curated record
GACUCACAUGAACCAAUCCAGGUAUUUAGAUGGGAACCUGCAAUAACGAGGCGCUAACGUUGCUGCCGCUCCGGCCGUGGAACCCCCCCCCGGCCUCUCCCAGCGAUGCCUUCGGGCGUGUCGCCGUGGCUGGCAGGUGAAGGGGCAGGUUGAGCAGGUUGCUCCCUGAAUGCCUGAAUGCUGCACUGGGCCCUCCUCCCUCGCUCCCGUUUCUCUCUCCAGCGCCUUCGCUCAUUCAAGAAGAGAUUUGUUUUCACCUGUGCACCUGUUUUGAUCCGAUCCAGCCCAGAAAGGUAAGGAUUCACCGGAGAAGGCUGAAAUGAAACUAAAAGCCGAGCGGCGAUGGAGCGUCUGCUGAAAACCGCCGUGUGGCUCCUCCUGUUCGUCCAGCUGGCAGCUCAGACCACCGACUCUCCAGGCCGCACGCUGGACAAGGCCUGGCUCCGCGAGCCGCCCAGGAAGCUCGGCCGUGUGAACGGCACCACCGAGGAAGAGGACGCGUCCAGCAUGGACAGCGAAGGAACCUCUGGCUUCACGGUAGCAGAUCCUGAAGAAGAACUCAACGUAAUUGCUCAGAACAGCAACACCACGGAUCAAGAGGUCGCCGAGGCGACGGCGCCUCCCGCUCCCACGGCUUCAGUUCCCGCCAACACGAGCCUGGUCAACGGCACAAAAGACCACACCUCCACAGCGCCGCCGCCCACCUCGGACCCCGAGACCAAGAACUCCACUGGGCUUCCUGACUCGCAGCCGACCGCCGUCGCUCCACAGGCCAACGCUACCCGAGCGCCGGCGUUCACCAACAGCACAGAGCCCAACGGCACCAGGGCAGCGACGCCCGAGCCCAACGGCACCAGGGCAGCGACGCCCGAGCCCAACGGCACCAGGGCAGCGACGCCCGAGGCCAAUGGCACCUCCACGCCGUUCCCCCCGGAGACGACCGCUGCGGGGCCGUGGACCUCGACGCCCACGUCCGUGGACACGCCUGCGAAGGCCAACAAGACGGACAAAGACGCCGCCCUCGGAGAAAGAGGUUUCGCCUCAGAACCGCCCAGGAACAAACGCUACGCGCAGUGGGCCGCGGUGCUGGGGACCAUGCUGGCCGUGAGCGUGCUGGGCCUGGUGGCCUACGCCGUGCUGAGAAGCAGGCGCCACAAAGGCUUCUCCCACAGGAAGCUGGUGGAGGAGUACCCGUCAGACCCAGUCCUCAGACUCGACAACAGUGAACCUCUGGACCUGAACUUCGGCGGCUCGGCCUAUUACAACGCAGGACUCCAAGGAGACAGCAUCCAGAUGACGAACUUUCCAGGACGCCACUGAAAGCGGCCGACCUCAUGAACUGUCUUCCUGCCCACUGACAUGAAGUCGUCGUGUAAAUAAGAGAAUGCUGGAAGUCCGACUUGUGGACAGAGGUUCUGUAGAUUCGCUCUCACACGUAUGAUUUCACACUGUGCUGCAUAGAUUUACUGAAGUAGAACGUGAACUACAACGGCCACAUUUAACCUUCAGCCAUUUGCGUAUGUGUGCUGCCAAAACAUAAUCAUUUACAUCCUUAACUAACCGAUAACCUGCUUCGCUGUCAAUGAAGACCUUCAAAAAAUAAAGACACGAAAGAAGAAAAUACUAAGAAAAACAAGUGUUAUGGCUUUUGGUUUAAGUUGAUUCCUCUUGUUCUAGUAGGACAUUUUAUAUUCUAAUAGGGUCAAAGAGUGGAACUAGGCCGCGCUUCUGCAGCUGAUUUUCUGUUCGUCAGUAAAAGCUGAGUAACCGAUCGGGGAGUGGACCUGCUGAGGCACCGAAGCCCACGGCCACAGCGAACAAUGGCAGCGUCCGGAUCAACUUUCACCCGCUGUUCACAAAGGAAUAAAUGAUAUUAGAUCCAAACUGUGCUUCCCCAUGAUCCACCGAUUGGAAAUGAAUCAUCAAACCAACAACGGGUUUAUUUAUCUGCCGCAGCGACGGAGGCAGAGCGAGGCUGGAGCUGCUCGGCUGCUCAUUAACCCAGGGUUUGAGAUUCAGGAGGGGAGCGGUGCAUGAGGUCCUCACCGCUCUGUAGCCACAAAUACAACAUCCUGUUCAAUCUUCUGACCUCCAGUUGUCCAAACAACGCAUUCUGCUCCUCAACAGCAACGUAGGCGCGAACAGCGUCUUCAGACCCGUCUGACUUUAAGGAGCCGCUGCCUGGUGUGAAAAGCUCCAAUAAUAUUUCAUAAUUACUGUUUUGUAGCUGUACAGGUGAAGGAAAAGCCUCCAGAAUUCAUCAUGGAGCUUUGUUGUUUCUGAAUCUCUCUGCUCCGUGAUUACAGCUGAUGUGAGACGUGAGGCUGGACGCUGCAGCUUCCUCGCUGUAAUUUCAUACAUCAAUCAGUGCGAGAAGCAUUUGGUUAAAGAAUUGCAGUGAUUACUGAACAAAUAAUGAAUCAUAGGAGACGUCUGCAUGUAUGUUCAUCACAAUUUCCUGUAAAAUAUUAAAAGGACUAAACCAAG